AUGUCAACUCGCUCGCCUUCCCCAUUUUCAGGUCACGCGACAAUGGAGUCCAAACAAUCCAAACCCAAGUCGGUAGCCCAACGAAGAGUGUAUGGUAAACGAAGAGCCAAUGCCCCCAGAGCUGUGUUCGACCAAGCAAGCCCAGUCAAGAAUACCGCAUCCAAGAAGAUCCAAUAUGGCGACCCCGUUGAAACCCUUCAAGGGAAACUAGCGCAAGUCACGAUUGAUGGCGACUCGGCCCCUCAACAACAGACCGAUACACAACCAUCCCAGCUUGAAAACGAACGGCAACAAUCACCGAUAGAAAUCCCCUCCGAUGAAUCGAGUUCAUCCACGGUAGAAGACACUUCAAACACAUCGGCAAGGCAAUCCUCCGUCGAAUCCUUGCCGGAGUGCAACACAAAACCAAAGCAACCUAAACGGAUGGUAGAGGUCCGAAUAUGCGCAAAGCCUACCCCAAAUUUGCCUGUUACCACAUCGGAAGAUCCAGAAAUUAUGUCAAAUGUCCCUCCCAGUGGGUCAGCGUCUCCAAGCGAGGAUCAGGAAAAGUUAAGCACAUCGUCCGACAGACGAAGAGCGCCAAGAAAAAAGGUUCCUGCACCCAGACGAUCAUCAGGGGUUGUUCAUGAUGCCAAAGCCAGUGAUUACGUUCACCCAAUUCUUUGCGAGGCACUAUCCCCAAUUGCUGCACAAGGCAUCCAGAAAUUCGACUCAUGGGCUGCACGGUCAGCAGACAUGUUCGACGUCGCAAAGCUCGCUGAAGGAUCAUAUGGCGAGGUCUAUAAGCUUCAUCUGCGCGAGGAAGCCUGUAGACCAGUGGUGUCAAAAUCCAAAUUGGCUAGGCUGAAAUCAUAUGGCGAUGGGGUCUUCAAGGUCGUGCCUCUACGGGCAAAGAGUGGUCCCGGAUCCAAGAAGUUUACCAGCAUCGAGGAGAUCGUCUCUGAGGUCAAGAUGCUGAAGUAUCUAGACCCGAUUCCCGGAUUUGCCCGCUUCAGAGAGAUCCAUGUUGUCCAAGGUCGAUUCCCCGAGUCGUUCCAGAAUGCAUGGGACCACUAUAAGAAGACCAAGGAUGAUUGCAUGAACCCUAACCCUUCCAACAAAAGAGCAUACACGGAUACGCAGCUCUGGGCAAUUGUAGAAAUGGACGACGCGGGAUGCGAGUUGGAGAAGUUUGCUUGGUCAUCCAUCUUCCAGAUCUAUGACAUUUUCUGGGGAGUGGCCAUGGCUUUGGCCCGAGCUGAGGAAUAUGCAAUGUUUGAACAUCGAGAUCUUCAUUUGGGUAAUGUUUGCAUUCGUUCUACUCGGGAUGAUGGUUGCAUGGAUCCUCCAACGGAGCUUGACAUUGCACGCCAGUCAUCAUCCAGUGGAUUCGGAUUCAGCGCCCUCGAAACCACCAUUAUCGAUUACUCACUCUCACGGGCGGACCUACUUCUGAGCGACGAUCCCACCGGUCUCACCGAAGUGGCAUCAUCGGAUCUAGACAAGAAGCAGUUGUUCGAUGCUAUCGGCCAAGACGAAGAUGAGAUUAUGCAAAGAGACACUUACCGAUAUAUGCGUGCAACGCUCUAUACCGGUAUCCCCACUGCAACAGAGAAGGUCCCGGAUAUCCCUGGCAUCUGGGCGGAAUACUCCCCACGCACCAACUUGGUCUGGUUACUGUUCCUGCUCCAGAGUCUCUUUAAGAACCGCAAACCUGAGCCCUCCGCUGCGCAGCCACAGCGCAGAGCCCUUGCGCCUUGCUCGCCCAACAUGAAGAUGACAAGCUCCGAGACACCUAAGGGGAAAGAGCGAACCAUGAACGGCUCCGUUGUCAGUGAGCGACAGACCAAGGAUAUCCAGGCCGGCAUUUCUCGUCUCCAACAAACACUAGAGAAUAGGCUAAAAGACGUGCUCAAACUUCUCGAUCUUGAGCAUGGACAUGAGGACAUGUGUUGCGCCGCAGAUCUGGUGGCCUACGCCAUGGAUUCGCAAUGGUUGGGCGAAGAAGACUUUUUCUGA
Penicillium paradoxum is the source of this 1998-nucleotide messenger RNA. RefSeq lists its product as uncharacterized. The record is from RefSeq and is a predicted model, not a curated record. Gene Ontology annotation, molecular function: histone H3T3 kinase activity. Gene Ontology annotation, biological process: mitotic cell cycle; intracellular signal transduction. Gene Ontology annotation, cellular component: cytoplasm; nucleus. The transcript has 2 exons. NCBI's taxonomy places the organism in Eukaryota, Fungi, Ascomycota, Eurotiomycetes, Eurotiales, Aspergillaceae. The coding region runs from base 1 to 1998 and encodes 665 amino acids.